UGCCAACGAGCAGCCAUAAGAUUAGCAUUGCCUACGUUAUAUAAGGCGCGGGCACAGCGGCAGCAAGAGAAACAAACCGUACUGCUGAACUGGCCAGUAGAAGGGAUACAAGUUGGAUACUGGGACUGUUCCAAUGGAUACAGAAAUCACACAAAGAGUCACACAGAGCCACACCAAGGAACAGACACAACUGGAUGGAAUCCCUGAUGCCCUUUCAUACAAGUCAUGUGCCAGUUGAAGCGCUGCUGUUGGAAAUACAAUGGGCCCUGGGCACAAGUAGCGGGCAGGCCUGCUCAAAUACAAACAAGAGGAACUGAGUAGGAAAUGUUAUAAAUAUCCAGGAACCUCACAGGAGGCCUUCAAACAAGAGACUUGAGAGUUGACCUACAGAAAAACUUCACAGAGACGUUCCUCUUGGCUAUGGCACCGUUACGUAUCCAGAAAACUUACUUUCCAGGCAUGCGCAGUUGGAGCUAGUCUGGGAUUAGCGCCGACUGCCAAUGUGCCAGAAGGCUCCAUCCGUCUGCGAAGGGAAAGAAGAGGAUCUGCGCCAGAAGGCUCCAUCCGUCUGCGAAGGGAAAGAAGAGGAUCUGCGCCAGAAGGCUCCAUCCGUCUGCGAAGGGAAAGAAGAGGAUCUGCGCCAGAAGGCUCCAUCCGUCUGCGAAGGGAAAGAAGAGGAUCUGCGCCAGAAGGCUCCAUCCGUCUGCGAAGGGAAAGAAGAGGAUCUGCGCCAGAAGGCUCCAUCCGUCUGCGAAGGGAAAGAAGAGGAUCUGCGCCAGAAGGCUCCAUCCGUCUGCGAAGGGAAAGAAGAGGAUCUGCGCCAGAAGGCUCCAUCCGUCUGCGAAGGGAAAGAAGAGGAUCUGCGCCAGAAGGCUCCAUCCGUCUGCGAAGGGAAAGAAGAGGAUCUGCGCCAGAAGGCUCCAUCCGUCUGCGAAGGGAAAGAAGAGGAUCUGCGCCAGAAGGCUCCAUCCGUCUGCGAAGGGAAAGAAGAGGAUCUGCGCCAGAAGGCUCCAUCCGUCUGCGAAGGGAAAGAAGAGGAUCUGCGCCAGAAGGCUCCAUCCGUCUGCGAAGGGAAAGAAGAGGAUCUGAAGAUCCAGAUUGCCUGUGGGGGGUUUAGUUCCCCUUUAAUGUAAAUAAUAUGUUACAAUUUUGUAUAUUCUUUUGUGCAAUGUUUAACUUUCAAUAAAAAAAUCAUACUAAAGAAA
Molecule: messenger RNA, 1205 nt
Organism: Xenopus tropicalis (tropical clawed frog)
Lineage: Eukaryota; Metazoa; Chordata; Amphibia; Anura; Pipidae
Exons: 2
Coding region: 501-1133 (210 amino acids)
Source: RefSeq, a predicted model, not a curated record